AUGGGAUGGGAUGGGAGCCAGGCGCUUGCCACCGCCGCCAGCUCUGGGCUCUCCUGGGGCCGAGGAGCGGGAGCGGCGUCUGCAGCCGGCUCUUGGCUGGCCGGGAUACCUCUGGCUGCCGCAGUGCCCGCGGGCGCGUGUGGGGAUCAGCGACACCCAUUCCCAGCGGACGGGGCACGUGAUUCCCGGCAGUCCAAAGUCCAAGGCGGAGCAGCACUUGGGUUCCCGGCGCCGCUGGGUGCGAGGAGGAUGCUCGUCCUCGGCGUGCCUGGGAAUGUCACCUCCGUGCCCGUGCCGGGCUGCGUCCUGCCCCGAGCGCUCCUGAAACAGCCCAAAGCCGGGCUCCAAGGCAGCCGGCAUGCCGAGACAAGGCGAAGAGGAAGCGAGAUGAUCCUCAGUCAUGAUGCUGCUUUCCACAUGAGGAGGAUCACAGUCUCCCUCCUYUGCUUAGUCAUGCACCUGCUUCAGGAGGAGAUAACUACAAUUUUUGCUUCRGAAAGCGAAGCCCUGCAGGAGCUGAUCAAACCACGGCAGGUGGAGUUUCAUUCAUUAAACUUCCACACCACUUUGUGCUGGCUGCCCGGGCGAGCCGGCGGGGCGCGAGACACCCGCUACUUCGUGCAGUAUAAAGUGUAUGGGCAGAGCACGUGGCAGAACAAAGAGGACUGCUGGGGGAUUCAAAGCCAUUUUUGUGACCUAACGAAUGAGACUUCAAACAUCCAAGAGCCUUAUUAUGGCAGAGUAAAAGCUGCUUCAGCUGGAGUCUAUUCCGACUGGAAUCUCAGCUGCAGAUUCACUCCAUGGCAAGAAACUAUGAUAGGACCUCCAUUGGUAAAUGUGGUUCGCAGGAAGAAAUCCAUAAUCCUAAAACUCCRGGCUCCACGUUCUCCUUACAAAAGGAAGACAGGCAGCAGCAUUCCAAUGACUAAUUAUUAUGAUCUCCUAUAUCAAGUCUUCCUAAUUAACAAUUUUUUGGAUGAGAAACACAGCACGCUGGUGUACGAAGGAGCCRACAAGGUUAUUGCAAUAGAAGAUUUGAGGCCUGGCGUCAGCUACUGCAUCAGGGCCAGGAGCCACGUGCCGGUGCUGUCCCGCAGCAGCGCGUACAGCAGGCGGCAGUGCACGGUGCUGCUGUGA
Messenger RNA from Nothoprocta perdicaria, 1137 nucleotides. RefSeq names its product interleukin 22 receptor subunit alpha 2 (gene IL22RA2). Lineage: Eukaryota; Metazoa; Chordata; Aves; Tinamiformes; Tinamidae. Gene Ontology annotation, molecular function: protein binding; interleukin-22 receptor activity. The record is from RefSeq and is a predicted model, not a curated record.